AAAUAGUUCUUCGAGAAUAUUGGAAUCUGAAUAAUAUUCAUAUCAUGCAAUAUUUUGUGUUAAACCGUUGUUUAAGGGUUUAUAAAGAUUUUGUAUUGUUUUUCACAACUUUCCAAAGUUUUCAAGAGUUAAUACAACUAUUCUGUGAUUGUUAAAUAUACGUAGAAGUUUUCAAACACAAUGGAGCAUGUAGUUGUUAAAAAAGAGGUAGACGACGAAUUUAAUGGUGACAUUUUGAUGAAUUAUGAUAAACCAAGUACCUCUGCUGACCAAGAAAUGCCUUCAACCUCUGGGAUAGCAAUAAAAGAAGAAUUGGAGGAUGAUGAAAGAUACAUCAUAACUUUGCCACAAAGAUAUUUAAACAUACCUGCUCAUAAUUUUGGAUCUAAAAUCAAUGAUAGUGAUGAAGGUAGUGACAAUUCUGAUGAUGGAGACAAAAGUGAAGAUUUACCUUGCAAUGUUAAGGAAGAAGGAAUGCAUAGUGACUUUUCUGAAGAAUAUGACAAACAUUUCUCACUAUUCCUCAAUAAAGACAGUGAAGAAAAAGAUGAGGAUGAAGCCAUGCCCGAUACAAAAAUCGAGGUGGAAUAUCAUGGGAUUCAAUAUAAUGAAUCAGGGACAGACAGUGAAGUUGUAAAUAAAGAAACACUGGCAAAAAUAGUCAGUCCAAAUGCAGGAAAAGAAAUUGAAAAAAAUCCAGAACCCAGAAACGAUGAUAAUUUUGAUUGUAUAGACAAAGAAAAGAUGUUUAAGUGUGACAUUUGCUCCAAAAAAUAUCAAAGCCGAAUAAGUUUAUUUCAACAUAAAAAGUAUGUCCACCCAAAACAUGAACUGGAAAAAAUGAAAUGCAACGAAUGCGAGUAUGUUACUGUAAACAAAAGUAGUCUCAAAAAGCAUUUAAAAAUUCACGAUAAAAAAACCUACUUAAAAUGUCAUUUUUGUCAAUAUAUAGCAGCUCAAUUAUCCACUUUAAAUGCGCACAUCAUAAGCAAACAUAAGCUAGAAAAUAAGGGGGAAAAUGAAAUAAAAAUAACGAGUAAAAUACAUCAGUGCACCAAAUGUUCAUACUCGACUGUUUUUAAAUCACGUUAUGAUAACCACGUUAAGGUUUGUUUGAAUUUGAAAAAUGUAAAAUGGUUUAAAUGUCACAAGUGCCACUACAGAACCAUCAGAAAUUAUGAUUUAAUUAAGCAUGGAAAAACUCACAAUACAACCAAAGAAUUACAAUGUUUAUUUUGUAAACAUCAAUGUAACAGGAAAAUAAGCUUGGACCACCACAUUUUAAGUAAACAUUCGAGUUUGUUGAAUGAAUCAAAUAUAAAUUUAAUCACUUCCAAAGUUUAUUAUUGCCAACAUUGUAAAUAUAAAACCACACUUGCCAAUGAUUUAAAAAAACAUUCAAAUCAUAAUCAUUGAUUAUUUU
Molecule: messenger RNA, 1423 nt
Organism: Brassicogethes aeneus
Lineage: Eukaryota; Metazoa; Arthropoda; Insecta; Coleoptera; Nitidulidae
Source: the annotation of a GenBank genome assembly